This is a messenger RNA of Heterobilharzia americana, 1826 nucleotides long. Lineage: Eukaryota; Metazoa; Platyhelminthes; Trematoda; Strigeidida; Schistosomatidae. The record is from the annotation of a GenBank genome assembly.
AUGCAAGCAAGAUACAGACAUUCUCAUGAUAAACAUUUGAUUAUUCGCGUCUUACUUCACUUCAAAGAUGAUUUUAUCUUUGUUUGUCCUUUGUCAAUUUUAUUUCUUACCCAACCUGUACACCUAGCUACACAAGAUUUGAAGGCAUGUGAUGUCACUUUGAUAGUUCCAACUAGUAGUACAGUUUUACAAAAUACACUAAAAGCGGCGUUCACCUAUGAUCCAAACACCACACCAAGUGUAACCAGUGUAGAACCUUUAGUUGGUGGAACUGGAGGAGGUACAAACCUUACAAUCAUUGGCAAAAUGUUUGAUGAAUUAACUACUGUUAAUAUCGGUAAUUCUCAAUGUAAUAUAACGUCAAUUAAUGAGACCACAAUCACUUGUCAAACAGAUGUCCAUAACGGGAGUGAGAAAGUACCUGUUGACGUCAUAACUGGAAAAUAUGGAAAAGCCAAUGGAAACUUUCUGUUUUACUACGUGGAUCGUUGGUCAAGUCGUUUCACAUGGAACAACCAACCAAUUCCACAAGAAAAUGAUUUCAUUGUUAUUAAUCAAGGUCAAAAUGUCAUGUUGGAUGUGGAUACACCUGUUUUGUCCAUGCUACUCAUCAAUGGAGGGACUUUAUUUUUUGACCCAACAAAAGAUGUACAACUUCACUCAAAGUAUAUUCUGAUAUUAAACAACGGCAAGUUUCUGAUUGGAUCUCCUGAAGAGCCCUACACCAAAAAAGCUAUCAUUACACUUCAUGGACAUGUCAGAGAGAAAGAAUUACCUCUGUAUGGUGCUAAAGUUUUGGCUUUACGUAAUGGCACACUAAGUUUACAUGGCCAACCUAGAGUUGUUACAUGGACUAGAUUAGCAGUUACUGCGGAAGCAGGAUCAAAGACACUGGUAUUAGAACAUCCAGUUGACUGGCAACCUGGUGAACAUAUAAUCAUCACAUCUACAGGUGGAAAAUCGGCCCACAAUGAAUCAGAAGAGCAUAUAAUUGAUGACAUUUCAAGUGACAAUCGUACAAUUAGAUUGGCUUCACCGUUGGCUUUCAGAAAGUUGUCUGUGAAAAUAAAUUAUUCAAAUGGUAUCAUUGGGAAUUUUGCUGCUGAAGUAGGCCUGUUAACCAGGAAUAUCGUAAUACGUGGAACAGAAGAACCUAUAGUUUCAGCAGAUGUGCCUCAAUGUUCAAAUGAUUUUAGUACAGGUCAAUUCGCAACUCACACAUGCGUACUAGGAAAUCCAAAUGAACAGCUGGGUGCUACUGAAUAUGGUGGACAUGUUCAUAUUGGUGGACCAUAUGUAAACAGCGGUGCUGUUAAAGCUUAUCUAUCUUACGCUGAAUUUUAUUAUUUAGGCCAAGCCUAUCGUUUGGGUCGGUAUCCUAUACAUUUCCAUCUGAAUGGCAUGAUGAACGGGUCUUAUGUACGUGGUUGUUCAGUUCAUAAAAGCUUUAAUCGUGCCAUCAACAUUCAUAAUACCCAUGAAGUACUUGUGGAAAAUAAUGUGGUUUACGAUAUAAUGGGUGGAGCUUUCUUCUUGGAAGAUGGUAUUGAGUAUGGAAACGUGAUACAGUACAAUUUGCUUGUUCAUGUGAAGCGUACAAGUAGCCUUCUAAAUGAUGAUGUUGUCCCAGCAGCAUUUUGGAUUACACAACCAAAUAAUACAGUACAGCACAAUGUUGCUGCCAGUGGAACACAUUUUGGAUUUUGGUAAUGAUAAACCUGUUAUUGUUAUGAUAAAUUUAUAACUGAGUACACGCCUGAUUUAAUUUAAAGAGCAUAUGAUACUUUGAUAUUGAGUGGUUGGAGUUAAUGAACCUCCGAAGUAAU